Messenger RNA from Hirsutella rhossiliensis, 1767 nucleotides. Its product is annotated as glycosyl hydrolase family protein. Bases 1 to 1767 code for a protein of 588 amino acids. Gene Ontology annotation, molecular function: beta-glucosidase activity. The record is from RefSeq and is a predicted model, not a curated record. Lineage: Eukaryota; Fungi; Ascomycota; Sordariomycetes; Hypocreales; Ophiocordycipitaceae. Gene Ontology annotation, biological process: carbohydrate metabolic process. The transcript has 4 exons.
AUGCGCUUGACCGCUGUUAUCAUCACCGGUGCUGCGGCUCUUCUUGUCCAGGGUCAAGAAGUCUACAUCGUAGGCACUUCUGAUGCAGCUCAACCAACGAGCGGUGCGGCAAAACCGAAUGCCAACAAGCCUUCGUACUAUUUCCAACCGUUUUCCUACACACUCACCAGUACCGUAAGAUAUGCGGCGUCAUUGCCUGCGCCGACAUCCACGCCCACGACCAUCUAUGGUCCCCGGUAUUCGGACGCCGUCAAACUCCUAAACACCAGCCUAUCGACGACAACGUACGGCAGCUGGCUCCCCGGUCAAACCGCCAUCUCGGCUACAGACACUGACGACAUCUAUGGCCAAGCCGCUUGGUCAUCCAUGUGGCUCAGCGCCAACAUGCCCAACUACACAACCACCGGACUGUACUCGACCACUGUCAGCGAGCCCCGUUCCCACCGAAGAGCUCGUGGCUCCGCGCAGGAGUACUUCUUGGCCCAGGAUUCCCAGCUGGAAGUGGUCAUGACCCCAGACCAAGCCCAGGCCCAUACGACGCUCGAGAACUACUUCCUGUACAAACAGGACAUUGAGCGCAUCGCUGCCAUGGGCGUAAAGUACUACAGCUUCUCCAUCUCGUGGUCGAGGAUCCUGCCCUUUGGCCGCGCCGGAUCACCCAUCAACAAGCAGGGCCUGCAGCACUACGACGACUUGAUCAACUACGUCCUGGAGAAGGGCAUGGUGCCCGUGGCUACCAUGCUCCAUUUUGACACCCCGUGCGCCUUGAUCAAGACGGCCAACGGAUCGGGAAUCGAGGUGCCAGAUCUUCACUUCGACAACAUGGGCUUCUGGAACGAACAUUUUGUCGAAUCCUUUGUAAACUACGGCAAGAUUCUCCUGGCACACUUUGCGGACCGUGUGCCCAUGUGGGUGACGGUCAACGAGCUGAUGAUCAACACCUUCAACUUUACGGGCUUCGACAACGUGGUUCACGCUCACGCGCAGCUCUACCACUUCUACCACGACGACCUCAAGGCCACGGGCCAGAUGGGAUUCAAAUGGAACGCCAACUUUGGCCUGCCCAGGAAUCCUCGCGACCAGGCCGACGUCGAAGCCGCGAACCGGUUCAACGCCAUCCAGCUGGGCACCUACGGCAACCCUGGCCCUCGGCGAGUGACGAGGAGCUGGCCUACAUCGGCGACACGACCGACUUCUUCGGCCUGGACCCCUACGGCAACCGUCAUCUCGCCACCGCCUGGCGGCAUCGACGCCUGCGUCCGCCAGGGGCCGAGCCAUCCCCUGUUCCCCAGCUGCGUGGUCGAGUCCCAGGUCGACGUCCACGGCUGGAACGUCGGCUACCGCGCCCAGACGUACGUCUACGCCACGCCCGAGUACAUCCGCUCCUUCCUCUUCUACGCCUGGAACACCUUCCGCAAGCCCAUCGUCGUCGGCGAGGUUGGGUACGCAAUCUUCGCCGAGUCCCAGCGCCAAAUGCCCGACCAGCGCUUCGACUCGCCCCGAAGUCAGUUCUACCUGUCUUACCUGUCCGAGAUGCUCAAGUCGAUCCACGAGGACGGCGUCAAUAUCCUCGGUGCUUUCGCCUGGUCCUUUGUCGACAACUGGGAGUUGGGCGAUUUCCGCCCGCAGUUCGGAAUGCAGGCGGUGAACCUAACCACGCAGCAGAGGUUCUACAAGAAGAGUUUCUUUGAUCUGGUGGAUUUCAUGGCGUCUAGGAAGGGAUGGGAUAUUGAGCACCCGGUCGGUGCCGAGCAUCUAUCUAUCUAG